Salmo salar (Atlantic salmon) is the source of this 2600-nucleotide messenger RNA. RefSeq lists its product as uncharacterized. NCBI's taxonomy places the organism in Eukaryota, Metazoa, Chordata, Actinopteri, Salmoniformes, Salmonidae. The record is from RefSeq and is a predicted model, not a curated record.
CCAACAGGGGGCAGUAGAGUCUGGAUAAGGACAGAGCUAGCGGCCCCCUACAGGCUUCAUGCACUGGAUCCUCCUCAACCAGAACUACACUUAGAGAGAGAACGACAUCCUCACUGUAACUGAAUGCGUCAUCCUUCUACAAUCUACACCAUAGUGACUGAAUGUGUCAUCCUUCUACAAUCUACACCAUAGUAACUGAAUGUGUCAUCCUUCUACAAUCUACACCAAGGUAACUGAAUGUGUCAUCCUUCUACAAUCUACACCAUAGUGACUGAAUGUGUCAUCCUUCUACAAUCUACACCAUAGUAACUGAAUGUGUCAUCCUUCUACAAUCUACACCAAGGUAACUGAAUGUGUCAUCCUUCUACAAUCUACACCAUAGUGACUGAAUGUGUCAUCCUUCUACAAUCUACACCAUAGUAACUGAAUGUGUCAUCUUUCUACAAUCUACACCAAGGUAACUGAAUGUGUCAUCCUUCUACAAUCUACACCAAGGUAACUGAAUGUGUCAUCCUUCUACAAUCUACACCAUAGUAACUGAAUGUGUCAUCCUUCUACAAUCUACACCAAGGUAACUGAAUGUGUCAUCCUUCUACAAUCUACACCAAGGUAACUGAAUGUGUCAUCCUUCUACAAUCUACACCAUACUAACUGAAUGCUCAGACCGUCAGUCUCCCUGCCAGUACUGCCCCCUGCUCAGACUGUCAGUCUGCCUACUGCCCUCUGCUCAGACCGUCAGUCUGCCUACUGUCCCCUGCUCAGACCAUCAGUCUCCCUGCCAGUACUGCCCCCUGCUCAGACCAUCAGUCUCCCUGCCAGUACUGCCCCCUGCUCAGACUGUCAGUCUGCCUACUGUCCCCUGCUCAGACCAUCAGUCUGCCUACUGUCCCCUGCUCAGACCGUCAGUCUGCCUACUGUCCCCUGCUCAGACCGUCAAUCUGCCUGCCAGUACUGUCCCCUGCUCAGACCAUCAGUCUCCCUGCCAGUACUGCCCCCUGCUCAGACUGUCAGUCUGCCUACUGUCCCCUGAUCAGACUGUCAGUCUGCCUACUGUCCCCUGCUCAGACCGUCAGUCUGCCUACUGUCCCCUGCUCAGACCGUCAGUCUGCCUACUGUCCCCUGCUCAGACCGUCAGUCUGCCUACUGUCCCCUGCUCAGACCGUCAGUCUGCCUACUGUCCCCUGCUCAGACCGUCAGUCUGCCUGCCAGUACUGCCCCCUGCUCAGACUGUCAGUCUGCCUACUGUCCCCUGCUCAGACCGUCAGUCUGCCUGCCAGUACUGUCCCCUGCUCAGACCGUCAGUCUGCCUGCCAGUACUGUCCCCUGCUCAGACCGUCAGUCUGCCUGCCAGUACUGUCCCCUGCUCAGACCGUCAGUCUGCCUGCCAGUACUGUCCCCUGCUCAGACCAUCAGUCUGCCUGCCAGCACUGCCCUCUGCUCAGACUGUCAGUCUGCCUGCCAGUACUGUCCCCUGCUCAGACCGUCAGUCUGCCUACUGUCCCCUGCUCAGACCAUCAGUCUGCCUGCCAGCACUGUCCCCUGCUCAGACCGUCAGUCUGCCUGCCAGUACUGUCCCCUGCUCAGACCGUCAGUCUGCCUGCCAGUACUGUCCCCUGCUCAGACCAUCAGUCUGCCUGCCAGCACUGCCCUCUGCUCAGACCGUCAGUCUGCCUACUGUCCCCUGCUCAGACCGUCAGUCUGCCUACUGCACCCUGCUCAGACCGUCAGUCUGCCUACUGUCCCCUGCUCAGACCGUCAGUCUGCCUGCCAGCACUGCCCUCUGCUCAGACUGUCAGUCUGCCUGCCAGUACUGCACCCUGCUCAGACCGUCAGUCUGCCGGGCCAGUGUACCAACCUCAAAUGGACGGAGUGUGUAGAGACUGGCGACAGUGUUAAGUGCAUAGCAGUCCUGGGUUCAAAACAGUAGGCCUACUUGUUUUUCUUUCAAAUAAUUUUGCACACUGGGGUCAAUGGAGUAGUCCCAAAAGUGUAAGCCCCGACCAUCUGGCACUAUGUGUCAAAUAGGGGGUAUGUCAGCUAAGAGGGUAGGUCAGAAGUUUGGGAGGGGGGUGGAAUGAGUGUUAGCGGUUGAAGCAAUAGCGUCCAGUAGCAUAGUGGUCGGUUGGCUCAUUACAGUUUUUCUCAAUUGUUUACACACAAAUACUGGUACUUGAGACACAAUGACCACAACAUGUAACUCAUGCACCAACCCCCUGAACCAAUUCUGCUAAACUACAAGCACAAGUCCUGCUUUACACUCAAAUUGCAGUUCUAAAACACACUUUUUUCAAAACACUACACACAAUUCUUUGCAUUUGGCACAAUUUUCAUGCAGAAAAUCUCUUGUUUUCACAAUGAACACACUGCCAUUCAAAUAUGCACACUGACUCAUCACAUGGGUAAACACCCAUCACACAGUUUUACAAUUAGCAAUCAGAGCUUUAGCAUAAAAGGGCAACAGGUGAGCUCUUCUGUUUUGGAGCGAUGGAUGCCAACAUUGGAAACAGAGGCAGAGCCAGAGGAGUGAGAGUAAGAGGAGGAGGACGGGGAGGACACGGACGAGGACGAGGAAGGCCAAGGACCGUAAUCUCUGAUGAGAU